CCCCUGGCAAAUUAGGUGCUAAAGCUUUACACAAAGCCUCAGCCCACACGAUACAAGAUUUGUGUGAAUUAUGAGAGGGAGGUCGGUCGCUGGUGAUGCUGAUGCUUUGUCAUGGAAGGUUGAUAAGAUCUCUGGAGAUCUCUAACGCCACUAGGGUCGAAUAAUUGAGAUCAGUGUUCAGCCGAGAUUUGGAGCAACCACUUGUGUGUGCUCUCGCCUGGUUUAAAAAAAAAAGGUUCUUAGUGAUCGUAGUCCUGACACUCAAGGAUCUACUGAUAUAAAGUUUUCAGUAUUUUUUUCACUUAGAAGAUAUUUUAGUUAAUAAAAGUGGACGCAAAUAAACUUUUUGCUAAGCAGUGAAUCGAUUGAAGUUGAAAGUGUUCUUGAAUUGGAGCUACAAAAACUAAAUAGAUUCCUAAUGAAAAAUCGAAACCGAUUCGUAGUGCCAAACUAAUACAAAAGUAAUCAAAUCCGAAGGCAUUAAAGCCAAUGCGAUUGAGCGCGGCUGGAAGUCAAUAAAAAUAAAUACAUAAAAGCAAGUUGUGGUCCAGGAAAUAAUGUCAGCAACCACGAGUCCAGCCGAAUCAUCUACUGCCACGGGCGGCCCCACCACAACCACCUCCACCGCCGCCGCAACAGUAACCAAUGCGAUUGUGAAGACAGUGGAGGCCAUAAUUAGCAGCACGGCUCCAGCAGCCAGCCAAAGUCCCAGUCCGAGCCCCAGUGGCUUUUCAACGCCCACUCAAUCGCCCACUUCCUCAUCCACUCCCACGACGACAGCCUCCAUGGGCGGCCCGGAAGAGAAACUCAGCGUGCAGGAUUUGAGCCAGACACUGCAGCACUUUGGCGUAGUUGACUAUUUGGUGUUCAUAGCCAUGCUGGCGGUAUGCGCCGUCAUCGGGGUCUAUUUCGGCUUCAUCGAAAAGAAGCAGAAGGCAAAGAAGAAGGGACAGCUGGCCGGCAAGGAUGGGGCUGGCGCGGCCGGAGUCGAGGAGCGGCGCGGCUCCGAGGCAUUGGAUUACCUGGUGGGCGGUCGUCAAAUGAAAGUGUUUCCGGUCGCGCUGUCACUAGUGGCCAGCUUCGUCUCGGGCAUUUCUCUUUUGGGCACCUCGACGGAAAUCUAUGUGUAUGGCACACAGUACGCCUUCAUCCUGGUGACCCUGGCCAUCUCGGGCGCCAUCUCGUGGUACAUCUUCCUGCCGGUGUUCUGCAACCUGCAGCUGACAUCCACCUAUGAGUACUUUGAGAGACGUUUCAGCAGGCGAAUGCGUUUGUUUGGGGCAGCCCUGUUCGUCCUGAAAGCGAUUGUGUGGCUACCCAUAGCUGUCUACGUUCCGGCCCUUACCUUCAACCAGGUGACUGGAAUUGGGAUUCACACCAUCACACCCAUUGUGAUCGUCAUUUGCACCUUUUACACCUGUGUGGGUGGCCUCAAGGGCGUUGUCUACACCGAUGUGGUACAGAGCGUGAUUAUGUAUGGAUCCCUGAUUGUUAUCAUGAUUAAAGGAACUUUAGAUUUGGGUGGAUUCGGUGUUGUCUGGCGGCGCAAUCAGGAAGGUGGACGUCUCAAUACGCCAGAUUGGACUAUGGAUCCCACCGUUCGGCUGAGUGUGUUCUCUGUGUUUGUGGGCGGUGUAAUCUUCAAGCUUCAGAGCACUUCCAUCAAUCAGGCCACAGUGCAGCGUUUCAUGUCUCUGCCAUCACUGAAGCACAUCAAACAAACCCUUUACACCUUUUCAAUUGGUCUGAUUCUGCUCUACUGUGGCUGUAUCUAUAUCGGUUUGGUGUGCUAUGCCACCUACUACGACUGCGAUCCCAUGUCAACAGGUCUGGCUGGACGUCGGGAUCAGCUGGUACCUCUGCUGGUAAUGCGCGUCUUGGGUGUUGUUCCUGGCCUGCCAGGACUUUUCGUUUCGGCUGUCUUUAGCGCAGCCUUGAGCUCACUUUCCACGUUGCUAAACUCUUUGUCCGCCGUUAUCCUGGAGGACUUUGUACGCCCCAAGAUGGGAAAAUCGAUGAAAGAGAGUCAUGUGGCUCUGACUAUGCGUUUGGUGGUGAUCAUCUUUGGAAUUAGCUCUAUUUUUAUGGUCUAUGUGGUGGAGAAGCUGGGCAUGGUGCUGCAGUUGUCGGCGACACUCCAGUCGAGCUUGUACGGGCCCAUGUUGGGCGUUUUCACGGUUGGGAUGCUAAUGCCUUGGGUGGGCGAAAAGAGCACUUUUGUGGGAAGCAUUUGUGCAUUUUUAACCAUGGCCUGGAUAGCUGUCAACGCUCAGAUCGCCAAUGUCACAGGAUCCUUCAGACACAAAAAACUACCUGUCUCCGUUGAGAAUUGCGACUAUGAGUUUGAUAUGAAUCGAUACCUCAACUCUACAUCGGAACAGGAGCAUCACAGUGGAUCCUCUGUGUACCACGUUUCGUUCUUGUUAUACGCCAUGUUGGGUGCAUCGCUCACAAUUAUCAUCGCGAACCUGGCCACAUUCAUAUUCGGUCGUCAGGAUGUCAAGGAUGUAGAUGAGGAACUUCUCGCUCCAUUUGUUCAACGAUAUUUGCGAAAGAAUAAAUAUUAUGAGGGUGUGGAGCUGAAGAAGAGAACUAAUAAUUUAUAAAGUACAGUACAAAAUACCGACUACACAAUAAGCUGGAGAAAAAUUCACUUAUAAAUUAUGUAAUUGCGAAUGUGUACACUCGAACUAGUUUAAACUUUUCCGGGCAUUUGGUUCUUAAUAUUAUAUUGAAAAUUUG
Drosophila miranda is the source of this 2742-nucleotide messenger RNA. RefSeq names its product sodium-coupled monocarboxylate transporter 1 (gene kumpel). Gene Ontology annotation, cellular component: membrane. NCBI's taxonomy places the organism in Eukaryota, Metazoa, Arthropoda, Insecta, Diptera, Drosophilidae. The transcript has 8 exons. The coding region runs from base 558 to 2606 and encodes 682 amino acids. The record is from RefSeq and is a predicted model, not a curated record. Gene Ontology annotation, molecular function: symporter activity. Gene Ontology annotation, biological process: transmembrane transport; sodium ion transport.